This is a messenger RNA of Pygocentrus nattereri (red-bellied piranha), 2412 nucleotides long. It is a transcript of the gene oxct1a, whose product is annotated as 3-oxoacid CoA transferase 1a. The transcript has 17 exons. The record is from RefSeq and is a predicted model, not a curated record. Gene Ontology annotation, molecular function: succinyl-CoA:3-oxo-acid CoA-transferase activity. NCBI's taxonomy places the organism in Eukaryota, Metazoa, Chordata, Actinopteri, Characiformes, Serrasalmidae. The coding region runs from base 68 to 1609 and encodes 513 amino acids. Gene Ontology annotation, cellular component: mitochondrion. Gene Ontology annotation, biological process: ketone body catabolic process.
CUCUCUCCUUAGUCUGACCCGCUGUCUCUCUGUCUCUCUCUCUCACUCUGUGUUCAGUGUUGUGGACAUGGCGCCUCUGUCAACGCUGCUGCAGGCGGGGAUCCGGCUCAGGCUCCGCAGCCUCCCCAAGGUGUCUGUCUGUUAUUUCUCCACCGCCCCCCGCCGGCCCUCACACUUCUACUCCAACACCACUGACGCGGUGAAGGACAUUCCUGAUGGUGCUACCAUACUGGUUGGAGGUUUCGGCCUGUGUGGGAUCCCAGAGAACCUCAUCAACAGUUUACUGAAGACUGGCGUGAAGAGACUGACCGCAGUCAGUAACAACGCUGGGGUGGACGAUUUCGGGCUGGGACUCCUACUGAAGACGAAGCAGAUCAAGCGCAUGAUCUCGUCCUAUGUGGGAGAGAACGUGGAGUUUGAGAGGCAGUACCUGGCCGGAGAGCUGGAGGUGGAGCUAACGCCACAGGGAACGCUAGCUGAGCGGAUCCGGGCUGGAGGGGCUGGAAUUCCAGCAUUCUUCACGGCUACAGGGUAUGGAACACUGAUCCAGGAAGGAGGGUCACCCAUUAAAUACAAUAAAGAUGGCACCGUGGCCAUCGCCAGCGAACCCAGAGAGGUGCGGCAGUUUGGAGACAGAGACUUCAUUAUGGAGAAAGCCAUCACAGGAGACUUCGCUCUGGUUAAAGCCUGGAAGGCAGACAAAGCAGGAAACAUCAUCUUCAGGAAAACGGCCCGAAACUUUAACCAGCCGAUGUGCAAAGCAGCCAAGGUGACCAUCGUGGAGGUGGAGGAGAUCGUGGACGUCGGGACGUUUGCUGAGGAAGACAUUCACAUCCCCAGCGUUUACGUCCACCGCAUCGUUAAAGGAGAGAAUUACGAGAAACGCAUUGAGAGACGGACUGUCAGGAAGGCGCAGGCCGAGACCGCCAAGCCCAAGAAGGACGCAGACGUGGUGAGGGAGAGAAUCGUCCGCAGAGCUGCGCUGGAGUUCGAGGACGGCAUGUACGCUAAUCUGGGAAUUGGAAUUCCGAUGCUAGCCAGUAACUUCAUCAAGCCUGACAUCUCUGUGUACCUGCAGAGUGAGAACGGCAUUCUGGGACUGGGUCCGUAUCCCACAGAAGAGGAAGUGGAUGCUGAUCUGAUCAACGCAGGGAAAGAAACGGUGACGGUGCUUCCUGGAGCUUCAUACUUCUCCAGUGACGACUCCUUCGCCAUGAUCCGCGGGGGCCACAUCAAUCUGACCAUGCUGGGGGCCAUGCAGGUGUCCAAGUACGGCGACCUGGCCAACUGGAUGAUCCCUGGUAAGAUGGUGAAAGGAAUGGGCGGAGCCAUGGACCUGGUGGCGAGCGCUGGGACGAAGGUGGUGGUGACCAUGGAGCACUCUGCAAAGGGAGGAAAGCACAAGAUCCUGGAGAAGUGCAGCCUGCCGCUGACCGGGAAAGGGUGCGUGGACCGCAUCAUCACAGAGAAGGCCGUCUUUGAUGUGGACAGGAACAAAGGCCUGACCCUGAUUGAAGUGUUGGAGGGGUUAACUCCAGAUGACAUUAGGAAAUGCACAGGCGCAGACUUUGAGGUCUCUCCUAACCUAAAGCCAAUGCAGCAGAUCUGACGCUGGAGCUGAAACGCUCCGAUAUGUCCGGAAUUUCACUCAGUAAACGACAAACAAUCAGCCAUCAAGCAACUUAACAUGUAGGAAAUCUCAAUGCAAUAAAUGUAAGUUUAGUCAGGAAAAUCAUCUUAAACCUGGUCCAGACAUCUAAUAUUUCUCAUUCUGAGAUUUAGUUCAAACUCAUUCAUUUCUAUUUGAUCAUUUCCAGCCUCUCUUUAUCCAAUUAAACAGACUGUUUUAGUUACCGUGCCUUUAAGACUAACGUAUAUGUAAAUGAGCUCUGCUCCGAUUGGCUGCCUCGUUCAAAAAGCAGCCCAGGCUGAAACACUCCCUGUGACUUCAGCCUGAAGGGGCCAAAAACCGAAACUGAGGAAAAUGCACCUUCAGUGACUCGGGCCUUUAACGGCUAGAACUCGCCACACGGGGUUAAUCGCUCGUUUUCUUACGGCCAGUCAGGAUGAGAAAGAUCAGAUGUUUGGACGAGGCUGCAGACGGUUUUAUGUGCGGUCAGACGUUGUGCAGUGACCAGCUGACGUGCAGAGUGUGCUCCGAGUCUGAAUACGGAGCAGAGCUAAAGGUCAGACAGUGACCACAGAGGCAGAGACUCAUCAGUGGAGCACAUGAUCAGCACAGUGUCCAAACAGAUGAAGUUCAUUCUUCUCCGAGUUCAUUAGAAACCUGCGCUCACAUCUCAGCCCAGCCGUUACGCAUGGAUCCAUUUCACACCCCGGCAGCCGCAGCUUUCAGCUCCCACUUCAGCUUUCCUUGUGUUUUGUAAAUAAUAAAAGAAUUUGUGUCUCAGA